AUGCAGAACUCUACGCGCGCGAGCAUGGGCCUUGCGGACGGGGUGUACGUACCGCUCGGAGGCGGAGAGAAGCUGCAGGGGGAAGGAAUUUAUGCAGGGAGCAUCGCACGCGGCCAGAAGAAAAUCUCGAAACAGAACCCGAUUCCCGUUCACUGGAUAGGAGAGAAGCAGAACAACGUGGAGGCUGUGGUUCUUUUCUCGAGUCUCACGACCCCGCAACGCCCUGCGUUCGCAUCGCGGAGAGUAUUUCAGCUGCUUCUCUGCAAACAAGUUGAUUUCUUCAUAGUCGAUUUAAAUGCCGACAUCGGCUCCGAUGCGCCCGACAGCCGCUUCGUCGCCGCCUGGAGGCGUCGUGGGCUGCUGCCUCUGCGCCCAGACGUUUCGCCGCCUGCACCUGCUGUGCCCCAAGUCUUCGUUGACGGAGUCCCUUUGGGAGACGAUUCUGCGCUGCAAGAUCUCGAGGAUCUCGGCGAACUGAACGGCAUUCUCGUGGGCACCCUCUGCCCACGCUGCCUCGCUCCGCGCCCUCCACUCUCGUCAGCGCCCGUUUCAGCUUCUCCGCCGUUUUCUGCAUCGCGGCCUGUCGCUGAUUCUUCUUCCGCCGCCCCUGCCUCGCUGCCGUCGCCCGGCGCCGCAUCACCUGCCUCUUCACGACGCGCUUCAUCUUCUUCCUCUCCGCUUCCUAGCGAGCGGCCGCCGUGCGCGGCGUGCGGCGCAGUUUAUGUACAGCUGAUGACCGACGAAAUGCUGAACACGCCUCUGGACUUCUUUGAGGGCUCCGUGUUCGAGGAGGGCUUUCCGCCGCAAGCUCUGCCGCUUGCUGCCGCUGCGAUGCACGCGCCAGAACGGAUCUCGCGACCUUUUCCGCACGGCCUUACAGCUGAAGCCUUGGCGGCGCUUGACUCAACAAGCGCGAGCCAAUAUUGGCAUGUCCUCCCCUUUCAUCAGCAGCGAAGCAGCCGCGACGGCAGCAGCAGGAGCCUCUCUCCGCCGUCCUCUCCCUCAUCUGCUUCUCUCUCUUCUCGAGGCGACCCGCCCGCGGUCUUGCCUUCUGCCUCGAACUGCCUUGCAGACUGGGCGCCUUCGUCGCUACGCCCGCCUGCGUCUUCACAGUGCAGUCUCGCCGUGCUGCCGGAGGAAACCGCGCAGGCGUGUGAAGAGGCAGAGGCCGCAGAAGGCCGCUCUCGGCGAGUGGCGCCGCCGCGGGGCCGUGGGAGGCGACACACUGCGUGCGCGGCUGAGUGGAAUGCCUGGAAGAACAAGCCGCGCAGUCGAGAGUCGAAGGCCAAAGUGCCGCGGAACUUGGCCGUCGCGAACGUCUGCUCGCCCUUCCUCCGCUUCGCCUGCGACCCCAAGAGCGUCACAACGACGGCGAGGAACCUUGAAAGGCUUUCAACUUCCGAGAACGGCAACGCAGACGCGGACGGUGCUUCCACCGCGCUGGAGGGGAAAAACGAGAAAGGCCCUGGCAUAGAGGGAGAGAAGAGCAAACACACCACCGAGGCGCUUCGAGAUGGAGGGCGCGAUGCCGCGGCAGCCGCUAGGAGACACAGCGCUGGGAAGCGCCACCGGCGAAGAGAGGAGGCGGACGACGGUGGAGAAGAGAGCGCAGAGAUGUAUACAGAGGAGGCCGAAGAGAUCCCUGAGAACGAAGGCGAGGGAAGAGAAGAGCCUGUGAUUGGCGCCGCUUCGCGCAAGUCGCCGCGUUCGUCAGUCUCUUCACCCUGGACCCUAGCUGGCAGCGAGACUAGCCGCGCAACUCAAAAUGGAUUCAGCCCGGUUGAGCGUCUUUUUCACUCCUCGCUGGGAGACAAGGCAGAAAAAGGCGGUCUCGUCUCCCCGUCUGUGUCGCUGUGUUCAGAUCUCUCUCUCUCCGCUGUGCCCUCGCCCUCCGCUGAGGGUGACGAGGCAGAAGAGACUGCUGAGUCUUUUCGAAUUUCUGCAUGUGGCGUGCCGCCCGUUUCUAGGUCUUCAAUGAAGCGAGCGUUUCCCCGCUGGCGAUCUUUCGCUCCCUCGGACUGCGCUUCCUUUUCGUCUGGGUUUUCAACGACAGCCUUCGCGCCGGUUUCAACGCGUGGGUCUCUGCCGCGCCCCUCCGCAGACUGCUCGCCCGCCUUUUCGUCCUUCCGUUCUUCAGAUCGGUGGAGUUCUUCGCGGGUUCUCGCCUCUAAGGCGUGCAGUCUGGUGUCGCGGGCGUCCGCGUCGUCUUUCUCGCUCCUGGCUUGCGAUUGUCGCGCGAACUCGAACUCGAGGAGAGCGCCGUGCGGCUCCUCCUCAGGCUUUCGUGAGGCCUCGCGGAUCUGCGAGGGGGCGAUCUUGCCGCCAGGCUUAUGCGCGUCUCCCAAGCCUUCUACGCGCCUCGCCGCGGCUCCUUACGCCCCUUCGCGCCCGCCCUCCGUCGCAGACCCUCCGGAUGCUUCCCCUGCAUGCCGAAAGGGAUCCACGGGCUUCAGCCGGCUAGUAAAGGCGACCUAG
Messenger RNA from Besnoitia besnoiti, 2475 nucleotides. RefSeq lists its product as uncharacterized. The record is from RefSeq and is a predicted model, not a curated record. NCBI's taxonomy places the organism in Eukaryota, Apicomplexa, Conoidasida, Eucoccidiorida, Sarcocystidae. Bases 1 to 2475 code for a protein of 824 amino acids. The transcript is spliced from 6 exons.